Molecule: messenger RNA, 1977 nt
Organism: Anopheles stephensi (Asian malaria mosquito)
Lineage: Eukaryota; Metazoa; Arthropoda; Insecta; Diptera; Culicidae
Product: syntaxin-4
Exons: 6
Coding region: 586-1461 (291 amino acids)
Biological process (GO): vesicle-mediated transport; vesicle fusion; intracellular protein transport
Cellular component (GO): SNARE complex; endomembrane system; synaptic vesicle
Molecular function (GO): SNAP receptor activity; SNARE binding
Source: RefSeq, a predicted model, not a curated record
GCUUAGACCACAUCAGCAACAGCGUGGUGUACGUUUGCACAUACAGUGCAGUAUGCGUGCUAUUGCUCUCCAGCUCGGUUGCUAGUUAGCGGCUUAGUGCUAACGGAGAGGUUCGUCUCCGUACCGGUCCGAUAGUGUGUCAGCGAGCGCGACGCGAGUCCCCGCCGAGGGGUUUCGGCCAGUUCACAAAAUCCGUGCAACUCAACCAUUCGAUGGCCCUCAGUAGGAGGUUUGCUUUCGUCUAAUGAAUCACAGCCACACCUGACAUCGCUGAUAAGCCGUGCGUAGUGCGCGUACGGAAUCGAUCACUGAGCUCGGCCCCAUCGCUCGUCAAUGUGCCUGAAGUAGUUAAAGUAGCCUCCUCACACAUCCGAAACAUUUAAAUUCUUCUCCACCGGAAAUGUGGUGCGGGAAGGGUGGUGUGAUCUCUGCACAGUAACAAACGUUGACCGUCGCGUUACACACCGUCUACAUCCACUGCUGAGAUCUACCACACAGCAUUCAACUUCAAAUGCACCAAGCGACGCCGUAUAACGCGCGUCGUCCUGUCCUGUUCCAUCCAUCAACCACGAAACGCAUCCAACCAUGGUGAAGGAUCGGCUGGCGGAGCUGAAAAGCAGAAGUAAGUACGCCAACCACAAUCCGGAUGAUGCCGGGCAGUUGGAGGUGCCGCUGACCAGAUCACAGGAAGAAAUCUUCCAAAAUCUCGAAAAGUUUUCUCAGCUUACUGCAUGGAUCCAGACGAUACGGGCCAACAUUACCGACAUGCGGAAACAGAUCGGUACCUCCAAAUUUCACUACAAUAACAAACCGAUUCGCGAUCGGAUAGAGGAAAAGAUGAAGGAAAACAACCAGCUCUGCCAGCGUAUUUACAGCUCCAUCAAACAGCUCGAGUCGGAACUCGGCGACGAUAGUAUACACCGGACCGGGGUGCUGUUCCGUAUCAAAAACACACAGUUUCUGGUGAUUCGUGACGAUUACCUGUCCGCGUACCGGGAGCAUGAGGAGCUGGUGGCGUAUUACGAGCAUCGUAUCAUGUCGAUGAUGAAGUUGGAAGCGAAAGCAAUGAACUACAACAUCACGGACGAUGAGGCACUCGAGCAACUUACCGGCAAUCAAAGGUCACCCUUCGCAGGCAAUCUGCUGGAGGAAACGGAACGCGAGCGGCAAAUACUACGUGACAUCAUGACGCGCCACAGUCAGCUGGAAGCAUUGGAGAAGUCGCUGAUGGAGGUGCGCGACAUGUUCGUGCGCAUAUCGAGCCUGGUGAUGGAGCAGGGAAGUCUGGUGCAGGUGAUCGAGUACCACGCGCAACAGGCCACGCUCAACACGGACCACGGUGCGCACCAGCUGCAGAAGGCCCGCGAGUACAAGAUCAAGGCGCUGAAGAAGCGCACCUGCCUGCUGAUCUGGAUUAGUACCGCGCUAGCGGUGUUGCUGUUUUUGGUUAUCAUCUUCUAAAUCGAUAUACCGCGUCUCAUACAGGCGUAUGUCUUAGCCAUACGAACGAUAUAAAGGGCAACGCUUAAGUCUAUUACGUUUGGAAUACUUUAUUCCAUUUCAACUGUCUUCUUGGUCGAAGGUUUACGCGAUACAUAGUAGAGGAACCAACACACACCUACAUACAAAAAAUGGGAAAUGCGCCAAUGGAUGAAUGGGAAUCGUUAUAACUUAAAUGUGGUACAUGACCUUAAAACGUUCGUCUUUCACUGCCUUCCUUUUUUCUAGUUUCUACCAUUUCUGGCUUCCUUGACGCGAUGGAAUUCGGUCCUGCCGUGCAUUAGACCUGCACUGCUACAUGUGUCCUGACCUUGCAAUACCUAUCUGCUCUCAAAAAUUUGGUUUAAAUAUCCCAAUACUGGGCAAAGAGAUUUGAUGAACUGUUCGAUAACACUUAGUUAGCAUUGUCCCCGUAAGCUUAGAGCAACUAAAUAGACAUUUCAGCUUAGUUGCACUAGACUGCAGCUAUCGAAGACA